CGCCACGAUUCGUCCGUUUACCGUCAUGUGACCGGAAGUCGAGAAUGACGCGGUUGAGUGUAGGUACUUUUGAAAUGAAAACAAACUCCGCCGGUUUCCUAACCUUACUUGUUUUAUUCACUAUCUAAUCGAUACGUGAAGUUGCGUAUCGUUUUAAAAGAACACAGAGAGAUGAGGCGGGAAGCUGAAGAGACAAUUCCUCCAACCUGGGUGAGGAUAAUCUGUUAGCACGACUAGCUAGCUGGCUAACUUACACGUUCACUACAAACAGUAAGAUACAAUAUAAAUAUAUAAACAGUAACGUUAUAACUUUACGUUAGGUAGAAGGUGACUCUGUAGACGUGUGCUUUCUUUCAACUUAAAUCUUGUCGACAUGUUUUGAGCUAACCCAGCUCCGGACACCAAUUGCUCCAACCUGAACUAGCUAGCUCUCUCUGCAGGCUGGUGGACGCACAGCUGGGGACAUGCUGGCAUGGCCUCUCCUGAUGUGAGACAAAGUAAACCAUCAUGGACGACUCGGACCAGGAUUUUGUAGAUCUCUGCUCAAAGCUGCUUAAACGAGUCCGCAAGAAACCAGGUGAGCCCAAGCAGCCAAGUAAAGCCGAGCCUCAGCCCUCCAGUCAGGCAGGCGAUAGAGAGAAGAGGAGGAGAAAUAACAAAAGGGAUGGUGACUCUGGGUCUAAGUGUGCUGGGACCCAGUCUGUGUGCUCCAGUGCUGCAGCAGAACAGCAUGAGGUCUGUGGAGAGACUGGACCUGAUUCAAGAGAUGCUGGGUCGUCAGCUGAGAGGGGUUUGGCAGCGAAAGAUAAAGUGCUCCACAGAAUGCAACAGUUCAAGAGGGUCAGCCCCCAGAGGAUGGGACACAAGGACCAGAACCACUGUGUUCCUCCUCCACCUGCGGUGCAAAGACAAGAUACUGCAGAGUCCUGUAGCUCAGGCCUCCACCCGGAGCCCCAGGACAGUGACGAGGCUCUGGCCCUGCGGCUGCAGCAGGAGCUGGACAGGGAGGCUGCAGAUGUCCAGACGGUGGACCUGGAGGACGGAGGCCUCUUCUUCUGUCAGAUCUGCCACAGAGACCUGUCACACAUGACCCCUGAGGGGCGAACGCAGCAUCUCAACAGGUGUUUAGACGAUAGUGAAGAGAGCGCCCCAGCCGCUCCUCCUCCUGAUGUCCCCGACUGUCCCAUCUGUGGCAAGAAGUUCAAGUCCCGGAAGAGUCGCUCGGCCCACCUGAAGCGCUGCUCCUCAGACAUGGGCGUCCCUCCGGCUGUGCUGCUGCAGGCUCUGCAGAGACAGACUGAGGAGACUCAGAAUGUCCCCACUGCUAGCACACUUACAGAGACUGGAGGCACCAAAAGAAAAGGCUCGUCCAAGCCAGGUCUCCCAACAAGGAAGAAGCCCAGAAAGAACACUGAACCCGUGGACGAAGACACUAUGGUGGCCCUGGCUCUGUCCUCCUCCUUGCUGGAACAGGAGAGGGAGUCAGAGAGACAAUUACAAACAGAGACAGCUGUCUCUCACUACACCUUGACUCCAGUGUUGAAGUGGAGGCCAGACGCAGGUAAAUGCCGUGGGAAGAGGAAAAAGGGCGCCGUCCCUCGACCUCCUCCGCUCCUCCUCGUUCAGGAUGCUGAGGUGGCUCUGACGAGGCUGCAGGAACGGGUUUCUGCUCUCCUCCUACGCAGCCAGGCCCCCUCUCCCCCUACUCCGACCCGCUGCCCCAGCAGUCUGGCUAGCUGUGGCGGUGCUGCCCCCCUCUGGCAGAAGAGCACACUACUGGACGGUGGCUCCACCUGUCUGUCUGAUUUCUACACUCCAGAGCUCAGAGAGUUCAUCACGCCAUGGCAACCGGCAAUGACUGAAGCAGCCUCCUCCAUCAACAAGCCUGAGUCCUCUGUCCAACCUGCGAGUGAAGUAACUCCUGUCGCAAGACCCGGAGCCUCCACCCUGCCAUCUUCCUCCUCGGCUCCCUCCACCCCAGGGACAGGGCAGCUCCCAGUGGGCAGCCAGGCAUUCCGAGACCUGAUGGAGCUGGCUGAAGACGGCAUGACCUUUACUCAGUAUGGUUACACCGCUUCAGGCCCAGACGAAGACAAGAGUGCCGGUCCGAUCACAAACCUUCAUCUGAGCGGCUUCGUUCCGGAGGAGUCUGAGGAGCGGGGUGACCUCUGCAUGAGCGGCUUUGUACCAGAAACGACACACAAACGCUCAGACGACACCGACAGCCAAGCGAGGAGGCUGACGGGUCAGCGCGGAUCAAAUAAAGAGCGAGGCAGCCAUCAAUCAGCGGCGCUAUCCCGACUGGCAGCAGACCUGAGCAGCAUGGUGAACAACCCUCAGCUCAGUGAUGUGCAGCUCCAGGUGGACACUGGAGAGGUCUACUUUGCUCAUUCCUUCAUGGUGUACGCUCGCUGCCCCCUGCUGGCAGAAAUGGUGCAUGAAAGUGGUUUUGGGGUGCAGGAGGAGGGAAUGCCUGCAGCCCAGAGGGUGUUGAUGAGCGACAUCCCGGGACAGGCUGUGUUUGCUUUGCUACAAUACCUCUACACAGCCCACUGCUCCAUCCCAGCAUCCCUGCAGCCUCAUGUACUAGAGCUUGCAUCCAGGUUUGAUUUGCAGGAGCUACAUCAGCUUUGCGAGCUCCACCGAGACGAUGCAGUGACUCAUGGGGAUGAGGAAGACGACAUGCACCAGGAGGAGAAUGUCAACAACCAAACAGACCAGGCCUUCAUGGAGCUGCUCCGCUCCAUGUGGAAUGAAGAGGAUGAAGGUACGGAUACAGACGGAAGAAGCGAUGAAGAGAGAGGAUUGAAAGAAGAUCGACAAGCCGACCAUCUCACAGCAGCUGACAGAGAGAUUUGUGAGGAGAAAGUGAACGAGGAAGAGCUGGAGGAGAUCUAUGAGUUUGCCGCCACGCAGAGAAAGAGGGAGGAGGGGAAAGACAGCAUGGAGGAGGAGGAGGAGGAGGAGGAGGAGAAGGUAGAUGAAGAAGAAGUGUUCACAAAACUAAUAAAACCCAAAAGAAGCUCAACCUGUGUCAGCAUUAAAAACCUGCAACUUGAGCCGGACCCCAGCUUGGAUCAGAGCUACAACCGCCUCUUCUCAGACUCCUGGGGGGUCUAUGAGGAAGGAGACCCCUCAUCAGUACCCUCUACCUCUGGCCAGCCAAAGACACACACCCCUCAAUCCCAAGAACAGCAGCCCCCUCAUAAACCCUCAUCCGAACUGUUAGGUAGAACUUUGUUUCAGUCUUCAGCAAGCGUAGUAGACGACCUUUCCCUCAGCCCUCCACCCAGUGCAUCCGACCUGCCUGUCCCAGGUCAGUCCCCUGGUCAAGUGGGUGACUGGGGAACUGAUGCUCUUGACCGGGACGUGCCUCAAGAAGGUCUACAUUUAAAGCGAGACAGCCAAGGUCGUCAUAGUAUUUGUGUCCCUCUUUCUCCUGAUUCGCCUCAGAAACAGAAGGAACCUGAGCUCAUAGUUUUGUCUGACUCAGGUGAGGAGAUGGAGGUAAUUCUCAGUUCUCGCAGUCCUUCGCCACAUUCCCCUUGUGCUGUCCAGAACCUGCAGAGGUACACCCAGAUCAACCCCCGGUCAGUCCUAAAACCUAAUGAACCCGCCCUGGAAAAUAAAAAGUCCAGUUUAGAGUUUUGUCCUGAUGAUCCAUCCUCGCCAGUUCAAAGUCAUCCAGGUUCCGGGUGUGACCAGAGUCUAGUAGACUGUUCUCCUGAAGUGUCCUGGCUGAUCCCAUCAACACCGCUCCAACAUCGACGGAGCAUCACAACCAGCUCCACUCAGACCAAAAGCAGUAUGUGCAGAACGCAGCUGUUCCCUAAAGAUGACGUUUCUUCAUCCUCUGUUUUCUCUCCUCCUGCUUCACCAUUUAACAACAGACUUCAGACAUCCAGCAGUCCAGCCAGAGUUCCUCCCCAUGUUGGGGUGUUUGCAGUUCCCCCAAGCCAAGUUAAGCACUCAAGCCCCUCAAACUCGACUUCCUUAAAGCAGGAUACACCCCUUCACCUCCAUCCCCAGCCUUACAGCAGCACUCCCCUGCACACAGAGCUCCUCCUGCCCCCUGUCCAUCUUUCCAGUUCCCCACUCCAUAGCAACCUUGAUACGGUGAGGUCAACAAGUCAAGGAAGGGAUAGGGCGCCAUCUGUCAGCCCAGACAAGACAGAGUUGGGGAGCUUUCAUCUUUCCCCCCUGUCGGACCCUUCAGGGCCACCUUCUUCAUCUCACAGAGGUCUUCAAAGUUCACAGAGACACAGCGAUUCCUCCCUUCAAAGUCAACAAUCUGUUGAAUCCAGCAGUCACAACCACACAGGAGGACAAGAGGUCAAGAGGACAGGAAUAAGAGAUGAGGAAGGAGAAAGAGAGAUGAAGUGUGAAAAUAAAGACACAGAUGAUGAAGGACAGCAGGAAGAAGCAAAAGCAAAAACUGAAGUAGCAGAAGUUGAAUCCACUUUCCAACAGAGUUUCAUGGCCAUGGACGAGCCCCCAAUAGCUUUCAACGACUCUUGGGGCUUCAACGUCUGUGUGGAUGAAAACCCGGGCUGCUUCAGUCUGAAGCUGGAGGACAGCAGAGGAUCCAGCCAGCAGGAGCGCAGCCUGGGACAACGAGAAACAGCUGGUUCGUCUUCCUCUAGUGACUGUCAACCUCCAAAAUCUAGUCUCGGUGUCCGUUUAUUGAACAGCCAUGGUAGCGUGACCGCAUCCUCUCCAUCCAAAGCCCACGGCAGACAACCAUCCACCAGUGUACAGGCUCAUACCGGCCAGUCGUUCACCCCCUCACCACCUCACCCCACCACCGGGACCACACCAGAGAUCAACGACAGCCUCCUGGACUCCAAAAUAUGGGACAGCUGGGAGGAGGAUGAGGAGGAAGCUCUUCCUCUCUCUCAGAGGGUGAACCCUUCUGCCCAGCUUAAAACACCAACGUCACCACGCAAUAAAAGGAGUCGAACCUUGGUGCCCAUCACUCCCAUGCCCCACUACUCUGACAUGGACACGCCGGAUCUCAAGAACAAACUCAACAGGUUUGGUGUUCGGCCUUUACCGAAGCGCCAGAUGAUCCUCAAACUGAAGGAGAUCCACCAGUACACCCACCAGCUUACCUACUCUGACUCUGAGGAUGAGGGACCCUCUGUGGGCCACGUAGCUCAGAGGAAACCCCAACCCACCAGUUUGUUGGCCGCUGGCAACAAACUGGUCUCCUGCACCCAAACAGUGAAGUUUAAAGAGCCCAGAGUUCCCGCUGCCACCUCACCAUUGAAACACAACAGAGAGGAGGACGCAGAGCUGCUUUCUGCCUCACAGGGGUCCAACACCUCCUCAACUGCUGCCAGUGAAGAAUCUGAAAGCAGGUCCAACCCAGAGCUGUGCCAGUCCUCAGAUGUCGACUCAGACAGUGAUGGCGGCUUCUCUGCCUCCCAGACGGCAACACGCCUGCAGGAUCGCCUCCGGGCAGUGCGCUCCUUCAUCCUGUCUGACUCCAGACUGUACACUCAGAUCCUCCAGUACCAACCUCUGGUCCUGUCCCAGCUCCAGCAGCGGCUCAAGGCGGCCGGGAUCCGCCUGGGUGCCGCCAAGCUGGUGGACUACCUGGACUCCCAGUGCAUCACCUUUACCACAGCCAAGCCGGGCCACUCAGCACCCAGCCGCAGGCGGGGCAAGAGAACAGGCAGAGGGGCAAAGGCGGCAGGGGAAAAUGGAGCGAGCAGGAAAAGAGGUGUUCCUGCCAUGCAAUGAAAGUGACUGCAAGAAAGGUUUAAGUAGAAACAAAGACUAUGAGAAGUGGCAGAUUUUACUUUUACUAGUGCAGAACAUCUGUCUGAAAAUAACUUCAGACAGAAGAAGCAGUGUGUGUGUGUGUGUGUGUAUAUAUCACAUUUCCUCAGGAAAGGUUUUGUAUUUAAUUUUUUUGUUCCAAAUGUUACAUCUAUUGUAAACUCUACUGUGAAAAUAAAAAUGGUAACUGUU
Molecule: messenger RNA, 5976 nt
Organism: Dicentrarchus labrax (European seabass)
Lineage: Eukaryota; Metazoa; Chordata; Actinopteri; Moronidae
Gene: slx4
Product: SLX4 structure-specific endonuclease subunit homolog (S. cerevisiae)
Exons: 13
Coding region: 508-5745 (1745 amino acids)
Biological process (GO): resolution of meiotic recombination intermediates; meiotic DNA double-strand break processing; DNA replication
Cellular component (GO): nucleus; Slx1-Slx4 complex
Molecular function (GO): enzyme binding
Source: RefSeq, a predicted model, not a curated record